UCGAGUAACUGUUAUCCGUGAAGCAGCAAGAGGAAUAUAGGAGCGCUUUUUCAGCACAAUUGCAAUGCCACAUUCCACGCUUCCACUGUGCGUCGUCGGACUCCUAGCGUUCUCCUCCGCGUGCUACAUCCAGAACUGUCCCAGGGGCGGGAAGCGCGCGUUACAGGACACCGGCAUCAGACAAUGCAUGACAUGUGGACCAGGGGACCAGGGCCGCUGCUUUGGCCCCAGUAUCUGCUGUGGGGAGGGGCUAGGCUGCUGGAUGGGCUCCCCAGAGACGGCACGCUGCAUGGAGGAGAACUACCUGCCCACCCCCUGCCAGGCAGGAGGGAGACCCUGUGGAUCUGACGUAGGACACUGCGCUGCACCAGGAGUUUGCUGUGACUCAGAGAGCUGUGUUCUAGACCCAGACUGUUUGGGGACGAGUCGGUACCACUCUCCUGCGGAUCACAGCACCGGAGCCACAAGGGACUCACCGGAAGAACUUCUGCUGCGCCUGCUACACUUUGCCACCAGGGGGCAAAGUGAAUACUAACAGUAACAAUCUCACUCCAGAGAUUUGCAUACGUUGCCUAAUUCCAAAUCAACCCUUACUAGCCUUUGACACUUCUCAUAGAUCGGAAAGGUUUGAAUUUAAUUACUUUAUUUUUCCAGAAGGAACUUCAGUAAUUGGAUAGGUAUUGGCAAUAUGGUAAUUGUUCCACCUUGCCUACUGAUGGAGAUUUCGCCAUAUUGUUGACCACUACUAUCAAAACCUUUUACAUCUAUACUGUACCUAGGCUAGGCUAGGCUAGGGGUCGAUUUGGAAUCAGGCAAAAUGGUUAAACUUCUGACAGAAAUAACAACAGGAUAAAAAGGAUACGAGUUAUGAACUGUCAAAGAAAGAGUGUUUUUUCCACCUAAGAAUGUAUAUACAGAUACAUACAUUACAUAUAUAAUUAUUCAGUUCUACAAGACAUUGUAUUUCCCAAUGCCUCAAUAUAAAUAGGUUCUGUAUACACCACAGAAAUCCAGACAUUUGUGUAGGAAAUAAAUAGUUUUCUUGCAGUGUUGUAGAAUGCUCAGAUUAAUGUUCAACAAUCAUUGUUGUUACUAUGUGAAGUGCUUGUAGACCACUACAUUAAUGCAAUAUAUUACUAUUAUGAAUCACCAUUUACAGAGAAUCACCGCUGUUGUAUAAUCGAAAUGAAAGACAUCAAGAAAUCACUGCCAACAAAACUUUAGUAUGUCUUUUGUUUUUCCAUCCAAAAAAAAUACUGAAAAUACC
Messenger RNA from Coregonus clupeaformis (lake whitefish), 1267 nucleotides. RefSeq names its product vasotocin-neurophysin VT 2. The transcript is spliced from 3 exons. Gene Ontology annotation, molecular function: neurohypophyseal hormone activity. Bases 65 to 535 code for a protein of 156 amino acids. The record is from RefSeq and is a predicted model, not a curated record. Lineage: Eukaryota; Metazoa; Chordata; Actinopteri; Salmoniformes; Salmonidae. Gene Ontology annotation, cellular component: extracellular region; secretory granule.